Molecule: messenger RNA, 1064 nt
Organism: Athalia rosae (coleseed sawfly)
Lineage: Eukaryota; Metazoa; Arthropoda; Insecta; Hymenoptera; Athaliidae
Exons: 5
Coding region: 290-970 (226 amino acids)
Biological process (GO): apoptotic process
Cellular component (GO): mitochondrion
Source: RefSeq, a predicted model, not a curated record
CAACACCGCGUUUUUUAUACAGUUCUUUAAAAUUUAAACAUUUAAUUUUCGACUGAUUUUCGUUAAAGAAAAAAAUGAUGUGUCGUGAAAUUCUUCAGUCACCCUUGUGAAGUGGACCCAAGGAAAUGAAACGAAUUUAUUUAACGAAUGCUAUAUAAAGCAUAUUUCAAUCUUUGAGUGAUGACGAGUAUCAUGUGUUGUUCUGAAAAUUCAAGUUAGUGUAUUUUCAAAACGUGUAAGAUUUCUUGUAUCAUUGAGUUUUCCACUUACACAUUAUAAUUACCAGAUAAUGGCAUUCCGACAAGUAUUGAAAUCUAUCAUCAGAACAUCGAGACCUAUCUUGUAUGCUUCGACAACUAUGUUCAUCGAUAGUACAUCCACAGCAAAACCAUCUGCGAACCAGAAGCUGACAUUAGAACCUCCAGAUGUUAAAAAUUUGUCAUAUGAUUACAUGAUAAAGCAGUCAACAAUAGAUUCAGUAAAUACCGCUUCACAAAUGUUAACAGUUACAUAUUCUGCAAUUGAAACAGCUAGUAAAGAAUACAGGAUUAUUUUAUCGAGACUAAUAGCCCUUUUACAAGAAACAUUAAGUUAUGAAGUAGGUGAUACUCACUGGGAUAUGAUAGUUGCACUACGAGCUGAGGUUCAACUCAAAAAGCAAAUUGUCACACAAUUAGUUGGCUUUAUGGAAUAUAUCCAUAAGAUGGUUGUAGCUACUUCGGAAAUAACGUUCUUAGCCGGCAUGGAUAAUCUGUCAACCUCACUGUGCCAGAGGAUAGAUGAUGCUCUGAUAAAGAUGCAAAGGGAAAUUGAUCAAAACAACCAACUGGAGGAGGAAUACCGUCAUAUUCAACAAAAAUGUAUAAUGAAAUCCACAAAUGAGGCUCCACAAGAACUGCAAGAAGAACUAGUAUCUACUGAAUUACCAAAGGCAGUUCCAGACAAGGUAAUCCAUUCUGUCAGUUCCUAACUUCUGCAAUUUCUUGAGAUUCUGGUGUCAUCAUAAUGUAAAUGAACUUAUACAUUUUUGAAUAUACACAUAUUGAAUAUUGGAUCUCCUCCUA